Molecule: messenger RNA, 2854 nt
Organism: Xyrauchen texanus (razorback sucker)
Lineage: Eukaryota; Metazoa; Chordata; Actinopteri; Cypriniformes; Catostomidae
Gene: lrrc38b
Product: leucine rich repeat containing 38b
Exons: 2
Coding region: 917-1792 (291 amino acids)
Cellular component (GO): voltage-gated potassium channel complex
Molecular function (GO): transmembrane transporter binding; potassium channel activator activity; voltage-gated potassium channel activity
Source: RefSeq, a predicted model, not a curated record
UAGUCUUCCCCUGUUUACCGCGCUGCUCUCUAAUCUGCAUGCAGACAACUUCUUUGUGGAUAUUUGGAUUUCUUCACCAUAGCAACAGUGCUGUAGAACCGCACCGUACAAUCUCUCAUCCGACUCAGUCGUGUCUGGGCAUCGCAAGGCACACGGGAGAGAGAGAGAAAAGGAAAAAAGGAGAAAGAAGAAAAGGACACCCCUUGCCUGCACCUAAUUCUCUAUAGGAAUUUGCCUCAUUAGGACCAUGACAGCUCUGUUACAUUGGCUCCAAAGUGCCAAGGGUCACAUUCACAGUCGUCGGGUGAGCACUCAUUCCUGCACUCAGCUGAGAGAUAAAUGGCGGGAUGCAAUAAUUUUACUCUUUGCUCACCAUGCCAGAUUCGCUCUAUGCUGAAUCCUUUUGUGUCAGCCAGACAGGCUUCUGUCUCCGCGAUCAACUGUGGGUUAAUUUUUAGACAAAGGCUGGAAGAGCCCCCUUCUCUUCCACUCUGCCAAGCUGCCCGUGCCUCUAAAUUCCCACUCAUUUCACCUCUCCGCUCUGUGUUUACCUCCGUCUUGUGAUUUCUCCACCCCUUUCUCUCACUCUUUCAUGCUCCCUCCCACAGCUUGCCAUCUCUCCUCCCCUCAUGCCUUCAAAGCCAGUGGUCUGCUCGUCACUCCAGGGCAGCUUGCUACAUGAUCUCUAUGAAAACAGCCUCUGCGUCUUUCUCAAGCUGCUCCAUGUGCAAGCUUUUUUAGCAUUCCUUGCCCGGGACUGCAGGAUGUUUUUGUGCUGGCACUGAUUCCUCCAUUUCUCUUCUCGUUUUCCCCUUCCCCUCCCCUGUCCUGAUCUCCUGCCCUCUGACCCUCACCCCCUGUCUUAUCCUAUUCCUUCCUAUCCCAAGUCAUUCUCUUCUUUCUCUCUCUCUUGACCAUGUUGCCAUGUGUCCACCGACUCCAGCCUGUCCUUGCUUUGCUGUCCUUUACAUUGUUGGCUCAAGGGGAAAACUGUCCAACCACCUGCCUGUGCCCAGACCCUCACACUGUGGACUGUAGCGGGCAAGGACUUACCCGUCUUCCGGAUGAGAUCCCUUUGGACGUGCGGAGACUUCUGCUGGCUAACAACUGGAUCCCUCGUAUUCCCUCGGACUUCCUAGUGCUCUACAGCGACCUGGUCUAUCUAGACCUUCGCAACAACACACUCUCCCACAUUGAGCCGGGCACCCUUAGUACAUCCUCCAGGCUGGUUUUCCUGGACCUUGGCUGCAAUAACUUGACCGAGAUCCCCAAAGGGACUUUUGGAGAGUCGAGGAGCCUAAUUAAGUUGCGCUUGGGCAACAACCCUUACCUGAGCAUGGUCAACGAAGAUGCUUUCAUGGGUCUUACAUCUUUGCGUGAACUAGAACUGGAACGCAACGCCCUGUCUGGGCUACAAGUGGGUGCCCUAAACCAGCUGCCCUCCCUUCGGGUGGUAAGGCUAGAGGGCAACCCAUGGGUGUGCAAUUGCAACUUUGCCAACCUGUUCACUUGGCUGGUAGAGAAUAGUCACAAGCUUCCCAAUGGUAUAGAGGGUAUGGAGUGCUCUUUGGCCACUGAUGGACGCCGCUUGCCUCUCAGUCAGCUCUCCCGGGACAGUUUUCGGGAGUGCCAGAUCACACUCACCCUCACCGAUUUCCUCAUCAUCAUCUUCUCGGGCAUCUCCGUCUCGGUGGCAGCCAUCAUAGCCAGCUUCUUCCUGGCUUCCACCGUCCACUGUUUCCAACGUUGGAGCAAGGGCACUAAAGGAGAUGAGGAAGAGAGUGAGGAAUGAGGAGGGAGGUUGGAGCCGAUGACCUUCAGUCUGAUUCAAAGCUGCCAGUCCUUGACAGGAAGUAGCAAAGAGUUCAAUCAAACAGUGUGACUGACCAGACACCAGCUAGAACUAGAGCUAGUAUGGUUAAAGAAGGAAGAGACCAUCAUCCAAGAUUUGAGGCAAUUGUUUCUCAAGUGGAUAGAUGUAUUUAUGGUGACAGCGCUAUUAAUGUAAUUACUGGUAUGGACAGAGUAACCCUAAAAUCAAUGGAUAUUUGGUAUGAACGUAAACCUUAGUAUGCAAGCUUCCAGGGAUUCACGUGUGAAUGGAAAUUCUUCAAGGUCCUGUCCUCCGGUAGAGUUCUCAGUGUUGUUGCAUAUUGUUGUCCAUAGUGUCUCUCCAUGCACAAGUCAAUUUAAAGCUAGCAAAAACUGUGCUACUUGUUCAUCGUGCCAAAUUAGCACAGGUAGACUGCAAAGGUUUGGCAAAGCACUAAAGAUUAUGAAAGGCAAGUUAGUUAGUCAGUUAAAUGUUGCAGUUAUAGCUUUUUAAAGCCAAGUAUAUGUGAUGGAAGCCAUUUUUCUUCAAAUUUGCAAGGCUGAAAAAUAAAAAUAUGAGCUUAUAAAGAUUUCAGAAGGCAUUAGCUGAAAUUGAAGGUCUAGAAUAGAGCUUGACGUGAAUAGCCGUGUCAAUCACAGCACUUUAAAAUGGUUCUACCUAAGUUACGCUGGCCCUCAAACCCAAACCCAGUGGACUGGUUCUGCCCAGAUCUGCCAAGGCAUCGAGGGACCGUGUUUUCAAAUAUAGAUUUAUUUUUCUUUAAAGAAAGUAUGUGAUUUAGCAAGAUUACAUUUAUUUAGUGUAAUUAUGGUACUGAAAUAUUUACCCUUAAUGUGACUUCAAAGACAAUAGCUAUGAGAUGGAGAUAAAUACAUACUACUGUUCUGCAAAUGUUAUUGUGUUACUCAUAUCUUAAUGGUAUAUUGGCGAUUAUAGUCAUACAGUGGCUCGAACGAGUAUUUCAAUGCUUAGGCCAUAGUUAAAAAUGUAUUGUCAUUGCAUUAGCUAACAAAAUAUCAA